ACCGGGGCCGCUGCUCACCGCACGCACGCGGGGGAGCGGGGCAGCCCCUCGGGAGUGGGGUGGGGGUGUCUUAUUCCACUGGGUCUCUCCCACCGGCGUCCCUCGGUAGCCGCUUCCCUCCCCUCACGGAGCCGGGGGAGGCCUGAGGGACGCCCCGUCCCCCACCGUGAGCGGGGAGAUCCGGCGGCCGCUUCCCGCCUCCCCCGUGCCUGGCGGGGAAGGCUGAGGAGAGCCUGUCUCGGGCCUGUCUCACCCAGAGGAGGUGGUUUAGGUGUCCUUCCUCUCUACCUCCGCUCGCUGCCGGCGGUGGGUGGCAGCCAGGCUGCGGGGAGGGAGAGCUGCCUCCCGGAGGGAGAGCACCCGGGGGACCGCAGACCCUGCUGGGUGCACCCACCCGGCCGGGCGGGAGCGAGUCACGGCCUUUCUGGUGCUCUGUCUCUGCCUUGAAGACAAGGGGCUUCUUUGUGAAGCUUAUUUUUUAAGAUGACUGUGUAAAAUCGUAUGUCAAAGAUUGAUUGCUGUUUACAGCCAAGGGUGGUAUUGGAAGAAGAUGGGUUUUCAGCCUGAGCUGUUCAAGGGGAACAUUAAGAGCUUUAGUAAUGGAGCCCGAGGUUCAGCAGUUCCUUGCCUUAAUGUUUUGUGGCUGCAUCUGUGGGUAGAUAUCCCUUUCUGUGGGAAGAGGCAGAGAAGGCCCGUAGGGAAAAUUAAUGCAAUCAGUGUAAUUUGAAUCUGCUUUGUCCCUAGAUGGCUAUCAGGUGGUUGGAUCUGGACUGUUGCCCCCACAGCUCUUUCUUCAUAGCUGCCUUGCCCACAUUUUUCAGGGUUCCUAGCUGACAGAAUUGAAUAAUAAUGUGGAAGUUCAGCAGACUCUUGUAUCUUGUUAGCUCAAACCAGAUCUUAAUAUUUGAUGUGCAGAUAAUGUGGUAAAACUUCCAAUAUUUUUACAGCUCCAGAGGCUAAAGUUCUUUACUCAUGAAUGAAAAGAAAUAUCAGUUGGUGACACAAGUGCAGGGUAAUUGGUGAUGUAGAUGGUUGCUUCAUUUGAAGGAUUUCCAACAACUCCAACACAAAAGCAUUGAAGGUCAGUUUGCUCUGCUGCCACCCUGUGACUCACCUGGUAGUAGCCCAAAUUUUGGGUCUGUGUUAUCUCACCAGCUAGUUCAGCUGGAAGACCUAGUAAUGGUUUGUUGGUGGGUUUUUGGUUGGUUUUUUUUCUUGCUACCAGCUAAUGCAGAAUCUAUUCUCAUGACAUACAGCUGGAAAACCCCAGAGCUCAUUUCUGGGCUCUCCCAUGGUCUGCUUAUUGAAGUACUUGUACAGAUGAUAAAAAGGGCCCCAAAGCAGCUAGUCGAAGCUUAUUUUCCCAAGGUGAUCAUUUGUAGCAUUGCCUUGGGUUCAAACAGAAUCUUCUGUACCUCUAACCCCUUUAUUUCAUCUUCCCAUUGAAGAAGAAAAGGAGCUCUCAGUUAGACAUGUCGUGGAUCAGAGAAGGAGAGCUGACUAUCAUAGAGAGAUUUUGUGCCAACAUCAUCAAGGCAGGUCCAAUGCCCAAGCAUGUUGCCUUCAUCAUGGAUGGCAAUCGCCGUUAUGCCCAAAAGUGUCACGUGGAGAGACAGCAGGGGCAUUCACAAGGCUUUGAUAAGCUGGCACAGACACUACGGUGGUGCUUAAAUCUGGGCAUCCGGGAGGUCACUGUUUAUGCCUUUAGUAUUGAGAACUUUAAACGCUCCAAGGAGGAGGUGGAUGGACUAAUGGAUCUGGCAAGACAGAAAUUUAGCCGCCUACUGGAAGAACAGGAGAGCUUGAGGAAGCACGGUGUGUGUAUCCGUGUCCUUGGAGACCUGCCACUUCUGCCUGUGGAUAUUCAGGAGCUGAUUGCCCAAGCUGUGCUGGCAACUAGGAACUACAACAAAUGCUUUCUAAAUGUCUGCUUUGCAUACACAUCGAGACAUGAAAUCAGCAACGCUGUGAGGGAGAUGGCCUGGGGGGUGGAACAAGGACUGCUUGAACCCAGUGAUGUGUCUGAAUCGUUGCUUGAUAAGUGUCUGUACACCAACAACUCCCCUGACCCAGACCUCCUGAUUCGAACCUCUGGAGAGGUUCGAUUGAGUGAUUUCUUGCUCUGGCAGACAUCCCAUUCAUGCCUGGUGUUUCAGUCAGUCUUGUGGCCCGAAUAUUCCUUUUGGAACUUGUGUGAGGCCAUCCUUCGGUUCCAGAUGAACUACAGUGCUUUACAGUCUAGUGUGAGCGAUUUGCUGAGAGCCCAAGGCUUGGCUGAAUGAAGCUCCGUGCACGAACCUCGUCUUGUGUAAGUAGCAAAUAGUAGCUUGGAUAAAAAUGUGUCGAGGUGAUGGGAGCUGUCGACUUUUAAACUUCUUUUGCUCUUUUUUAUUUUCUCUGUCUUCACAUUUCAGGAAGCUGUCUGUGGAAAUAGUUUAAUCUCCAUGAGAUGGAGUACCCUCCAGUCUGCUUUGCCAGCCUGAUGGGGAGGGUGUCUUCUACCCAAAAAUGUACUUUUGCCUUAAAGGUUUACACUUGUGUUAUGAUGAUACAGGUGUCCAAAGCUGAAGUGGUGGUUUUCCACAAAGUAGUAUACUAGUACUGUUGCAGGUGUAGUAAUUGAGGGAUCUGGUUUACAGAAGCCUUGGAAGGAAAGUUUUUAAUCCCUUUUAUAAAAGUCAUUGCUGUAGUAGGGGAGGAGAAAAAGCUCUUCAAGCUGUGGAAAAAGGCUUGUGUUAGCUGACAGUUUGUUUAUUCCACCUGCAUUAGUUAUUCUUGUAAAAUAGCAACUUUCCCUCUAAUCCUUGCUUCAUUAGAGGGUGGGCAUAACUCCGGGUUUCAGGAGUGCAUCUUUUUCCAGUGAAUCUUUGUGACAGUUGUGGGAAUAGAGCUACAGGCUUCUUCCAGUGAGAAUUUAACUUCCUAAUUCAUGUUUAUAGGGUGAGGAUGUGGAAUAAAAAAAAAAUUAGCAUGACUGGAAAAAUGUGCUCUUCUGGCAUUUGAGAUCUGAAAAAGCCUGAGAGAUUACCUGGGGAGGGAAGGGGGGGCAGUGUGCUCCUUGGGGUGUUUUUCUGGAUGAGGUUCAAUUAAAAGGUGAAGAGUUCAGGGCGGAAUGAAGUGUAUAUCUUCUAAUUGGAUUUGUAGCAAGCAGGCAGUGCCUGUAUCCAGGUGUGGGGAAGGAGCCCAACUUUACCAGCUGUUUAGCGUGAGCAGUGGGCACCUGUGUGAAUUGGCUUAGUCUCAAUUUCUUGCAUUUUGAUUUUUUUCCUCUUAUUUCAGCAUUUUCCUUCCUCUCCCUCCCUUCUCUUUGGAUAUAACCCUCCCUAGCUCCCUUUUUCUUUAUUAUUUUUUUUUUUUUUUACAGGAGAAAGCGCUAACCUUCAUUCCCCAGCCCUGCCUCCGGGACUGCCUCUCCAGCUCGCCGGGAUGGGGUGGGGAUGGGGUGGGGGGGGCGGGCAGGGUUCCGUGCUCGCUGCGGCCCCGCGGGAGCGGAGGUGCUGCUGGUGCUGAACGAACAGCUCCGCUCACCUGCGCGCUGCACCGCGCAACCCCGCACGCCGCGGGGGCGGGUUUGCAGCUCCCCGCGGAGGAAUUCGAGGGGAGUAGGGGGGGGUGGGGGGUGGCCCCCUUUCCUCAUGCCUGGAGGGGAGGAGCGGCCGCGCUGCCAGGCAGGGCCCG
Grus americana (Whooping crane) is the source of this 3678-nucleotide messenger RNA. It is a transcript of the gene DHDDS, whose product is annotated as dehydrodolichyl diphosphate synthase subunit. Bases 1473 to 2282 code for a protein of 269 amino acids. The record is from RefSeq and is a predicted model, not a curated record. NCBI's taxonomy places the organism in Eukaryota, Metazoa, Chordata, Aves, Gruiformes, Gruidae. Gene Ontology annotation, cellular component: dehydrodolichyl diphosphate synthase complex; endoplasmic reticulum. Gene Ontology annotation, molecular function: ditrans,polycis-polyprenyl diphosphate synthase [(2E,6E)-farnesyl diphosphate specific] activity. Gene Ontology annotation, biological process: polyprenol biosynthetic process. The transcript is spliced from 8 exons.